Molecule: messenger RNA, 1423 nt
Organism: Acaromyces ingoldii
Lineage: Eukaryota; Fungi; Basidiomycota; Exobasidiomycetes; Exobasidiales; Cryptobasidiaceae
Exons: 2
Coding region: 61-1341 (426 amino acids)
Biological process (GO): protein O-linked glycosylation via mannose
Cellular component (GO): endoplasmic reticulum
Molecular function (GO): dolichyl-phosphate-mannose-protein mannosyltransferase activity
Source: RefSeq, a predicted model, not a curated record
UGUUCGGGCCUCUUUCUCGUCGUUCCUUCUCAGCGGUCGAGAAGGACAAGUCCAACGACGAUGGCGCCGUACGACAACUCGCUAUGGUACAUCGAGACGAACACCCACCCGCUCCUGGAGAUGACCUCGGGCCAUAAAGGCCCGGAGAUGGUCAACUACCUCCGCCCGUCGUUUUGGAGACGCUUUUUGGAGCUCCAGCGGGUCAUGUGGGAGACCAAUGCCGGCCUGACGGAGAGGCACGCCUACGACUCGCGACCCCAGACGUGGCCGGUGCUGAGGCGGGGCAUCAACUUCUGGACAAAGGACCACAGGCAGGUCUACCUGGUGGGCAACCCGCUGAUCUGGUGGGGGAGCCUGUGUGCCAUCAUGGUCUACGUCGCCAUUCGGGCGCUGCUCAUGCUGCGAGCCAAACGAGGCUAUCGCGACUACCACGACUCCAUGGUGGUCUUUUACGACCAGACGGCCGGCUUCCUAGCCUUGGGCUGGGCGAUGCACUUCUUCCCCUUCUUUCUCAUGAACCGCCAGCUGUUCGUGCACCACUACCUCCCCGCCCUCUACUUUGCCAUUCUCCUCAUGGCCGUACUGUUUGACCUGCUCACCUCUGGCCUGCGGCCAAAGUACCGCUUCCUCGCCGCCUCGAUCCUCGUCGCCAUUGCUGCGCUCAGCUACUCGACCUAUGCGCCCCUGACGUAUGCCGAGCCGUGGACGAAGCAGGCAUGCGAGCGGGCGCGCCUGGUCAAGAGCUGGGACUUUAACUGCCGCGAGUUCCCCGACUCGCUCAGCGAGUACGACGCCUUCGGACCGGCGAUCCACACCGUGCUGCCGCCGACGACGUCGGCCCACGUCUCGGCGCCCGUCGGCGGUGGUGGUGGUGGUGGCGCCGGGCACGCCGCCGAGGCCGGCGACGGGACGACGCAGGCGCUCACGGAGCAGGCCGCAGCAGCGCAGGCAGGCAACCAUCCGUUUGAAAAGAAGCCCGACAAGGCGCAGGAGAGCGGCGGCGGCGUGCAGAGCGGCGGUGGCCAGGCGCCCGUCUUCCAGGAGCAGCCGGCCGCACAGCCAGCAAAGGUGGACAAGGCCGCCGAUGCGCCCCCGCCGGUGCCUCAGCGAGGUGCGGCCGACAGCAGCAGCAGCAGCAGUGACAAAAAGAAGGCCAGCUCAGAGACGCAGGCAAACAUCGCAGGCAUGGACGUCGAAGGCGUGGAGCAGGUCGUCAUGGAGGGAACAGCAAAGGUGCAGGCCAACACGGUGCCCGACCCGCAGGCGGCCAACAUGCCCAGCCAUGCGGCCACAGACGAUACGGCCAACACACAGGUGGCCAGAGAUCUGGGUGAUAGCUAAGCGGAAGGCAAUUGAAACAAAAAAAAUGGGAAACUUUGGUGUCUUUUGUUUGUCUUGCGAAAAAUGACGUACUGUUACACAU